AUGUGGAUUUUUAACUCAUUAAAUGAAAUCAGAUUAAUAUUAAAGACAAAUAGAAUGCUCAAUGAUGAAGUCGUGGUGGAAAUAGAUGAUCCCGAACCUUCCACGAGUAUUCCGAUACAUGCAACACCUCCACCGCUGGAUAUUGCCAGCCUUGAUAUAGUCUGUGAAGACGGGGUACUUAUAUCAAAGAAUUCGUCUACUUUUGAGGAAGAGGCUUUAAAUCGGUCUAUUCCAGCUUCAGAAAUGUUACCUUUGCCGCAAAUAAAAGAAAAACCAAAUCGCUCUAAAUCAAGAUCACAAAAAUCCGAAAUACUCUCUAGUACUCCAUUCAAGGAUGAACUUGAAGAACUUGCCGGUAUUAAGAAAGGAAAAGAAGAAAAAAAAAUGAAACAACAAAGAGAAAACUAG
Molecule: messenger RNA, 408 nt
Organism: Psylliodes chrysocephalus
Lineage: Eukaryota; Metazoa; Arthropoda; Insecta; Coleoptera; Chrysomelidae
Source: the annotation of a GenBank genome assembly